AGCCUAACUACCCGGUCUAUGAUGUCGCUUCCUACGACAUGCGCAGGCCUCGGUUGACCUAUAUAGCUAUGCACCUAAUGCAUUAACAACACAAAGCAGAGACACACACAUGUGCAGAUAUCGGAUCAUUAACCGAGAGAGACGGGAAUCCACAUCGGGAUUAACAAUGUAGUCUUGACUGUAGCAGUAGUUUCUGCGUUGUACGGCGCUCCAAGAUGGAUGCCCCUCGAGCCGUGCUUGUCCUCUACCAAACUCUGCUGAUAGUCACACACGGACAAGACAGCUGCACUUGGGGAAAAUAUGGAGAAAACUGCAGCAAAGACUGCCCUUCCAACUGUCUCGUCAAUCCAGAGAGAAACAUCAGGCACUGCCACAAGGUGACAGGGAAGUGCUCGGAGGGGUGUGUUCCGGGGUGGUUUGAGGACCUCUGUGAUCAAGCCUGCAGCAAGAACUGCCUGAGAAACAUCUGUAAUCGGCAAAAUGGCAUCUGCACGUUUGGUUGUAGUGGAGACAAUAGAGGCGACUAUUGUAACAUUGGACAAGUAGACGCAUCUACGAAAGGUCCUAUUGACUCAACCACGAACGGUCCUAUCGACACCACCACAACACAACCCACGAAUCUUGCUGCGAUUCUUAUCCCAGUGUUCAUCGUCAUCAUCGUCGUCGCUAUCAUCCUUGCUGUGGUGGUGCUCAGACUAAAUCGGAGAAGGGGGCGUUCUGAUAACAGUCCUGCUGAACGUCUGCGCUUGAUUGAUCUGCAGCCUGAAGCAGGUCAGUGCACAUCGCCAAGGGACGAGGAGAUUCAGGAGAUGAGCCAUUCAGACGGAGAUAAACUACCAAAAGAUCUGCUAUACCAGAUGAAGGAUAUCAAAGAUCUAUUCAUUGAAACUGAGAGUUUCAACUUAGUGAAAGAGAAGCUGAAGACGUUUGGCCAUGUGACAAUAAGUGGUGCUCCAGGAUCUGGUAAAACAUCCAUGGCCCUGAUGCUGGGAGCUGAAUACAGGAAGCAGGGGUAUGAGCUGGUACUGGUUGAGGAUGUUGGGACUGUUCAGUUGUCUGAUUGCCUAGGUCAGGGCAAGGGCGUGUGUGCCAUAUUCGAUGACAUAUUUCAGAAGGGUGGAUUUUUGGAUGUGCAUCGCCUGAGACAAGUUCUCUAUGAGCUCCACGGGCACCUGGAACAGUGGAGAACCAAGUUGGAAACAAGAUACCACAGUCUCCAGCAAACACGAGGAGCGGAACAGAGGAGGACCGACCAUCCAAACCUGUAUCUUAUAUUCACCACAGAUAGCAACAACCUUGAAUGUGCAAUGUCAAAACUUGAAGGCCAUAUAUUUUUCCAAAACUCUUCAGUGGUAGACUUGACUAAAUCGAAGAAACUUGAAGAGAAGAAGGCCAUAUGGUUAAUACACAAACGUCACUAUAAAUGUGAAACUGACGUUGAUGUGAGUACAAUUAUUGCAUACGAGGAAACUGUUGGUUUCCCUCUGGCAUGCAAACUUUUCUCAACACACGUACCUUUUCAAGGGCUCAAGGAAACGUUUUUUGAAAGGUCUCUGUUUUAUCUUCAACGUGAUCUUCAUAAGCACACAAGUCAACUUGAUGACCAGUCCCUAAAAUUAUUGCUGAAGUCAAUGUGUGACGGUGAAGUGAAAAUCAGGCAACAGGAGACUGAAUCUGAUGCACACCUGAAACGUGUUUUAACUCUUGUCUCGUUAUUUCAUCCUCUAAUACAUGAUACAUGCAUGUCAGUGUUAUUGAAAACUAAGCCGGAACUUGUCCUUCAUAACUGCAGUAUAAAGUUCAUUUGUGAGCAUGUACAUGGUCAGCAACACAACGCUGCUCAUGUAGAACAGAAUGCCAUUCAUUUCUCAGAUGCCUACAGUGACACCAUUGCUGCCAGGCUGGCUGAAGCCGUUGUUGCUGGCACUUUCAGUAGGUACAUCAUGCAUCCCAUGUGGAAAAGGAAAGACAUAGAAGAUAAAGUGUACCAAAUGCUUAAAGAUGUAGGCACUAUGUCUUCUGAUUCUAUGCACAGCGUUCUCCAUUUUGCCUGUUUCUCUGGGAACAAUGACAUCAUUGAAAGAUUUCUCCCUCACUGUGACAUCAAUAGACGUGCUGUGAAUGGCUGGACGCCAGCUAUGUUCGCUGUUACUGGUGGACAGAUUGAUACUUUGAAACUUCUCGUAAAACAUCAAGCUGAUAUCACAUUACGUGAUACUGUGAACAAGGACCUAUUCCAUUUGGCUUGUGAAUAUGGGGAUAUGUCAAUGGUGAAAUGUGUUGAAACAGUGAUGAUGAAAGGUACUGAUUGGCAUAUCAAUUGCCGAGGAAUGAAUGACAUGACACCAGUUAUGUGUGCAGCUUUCUCUGGAAAGAAUGAUCUCCUGGACUAUCUUGUCAAGAAAAAGACAUCUGAUUUAACAUUACGAGAUAGGAACAAUAACACAGUUCUUCAUCUGGCAUGUAUCUAUGCAAAUGAGUCCAUUGUCAAUUCGUUGUUGCCAUUAACAGAUAGAGAUUGUCAAGGGGAAAAUGGCAUGACACCUAUAAUGUGUGCACUAUUGUCUGGGAGGAGGGACAUAUUCAACCUUCUCAUGUCACACAAUUCAGACACAUCUUUGACUGAUGAUGACAACAACAGCCUCCUUCACUUGGCAUGCCUCCUUGAUGAUGUACCCAACACACUGCUGACAAAGAUUGACUGGGAUGUACAAGGAAAUCAUAGUUGGACACCUGCAAUGAAGGCAGCUGUCAAUGGAGCAGCGCAUGCAUUUGACCUGCUUGUGAAAGCAAAGGCUGAUCUUUACCCGAAAGAUGACAACAAGAACAAUAUCCUUCAUCUUGCAUGCCAUGGUGGACAUGUCUCAAUUGUGAAAUAUGUACUGUCAAUGUUUGAUAUCAAUGCUUGUGGAAAUAAUGGAUGGACGCCAGUAAUGUAUGCAGCUGGCAAUGGAUUAAAAGACGUGUUUGACCUGCUUGUGUCAAAGGAGGCUGAUUCAUCCCUAAAGGAUGACUACAGCAAUUCUGUAUUUCAUUUAGCAAGUUUAGGUGGAAAUAUAUCUAUUGUGGAAGAUCUUCUGCCAACUUCUGACAUCAACAGUCGGGGUGACCACGGGAGAACUGCAAUUAUGAAUGCUGCCUGGACAGGCCACAGUCAUAUUUUUAAAUUUCUUGUGUCACAGGACAUUGAUCUUAAACUGACUGACGACAACAAUGACACGGUGCUUCAUUUUGCCUGCGAGGGAGGGGACGCAGCCAUUGUGGAACAUCUCCUGACAAGAGUUGACCUCAAUACUCGAGGAAGGAAUGGCUGGACCCCGGUCAUGGUCGCAGCUCGGUUUGGAAAAUUAGAUCCUUUCAACCUGCUUGUUUCAAAACAGGUAGAUAUCAGGCUGACUGACGACAACAAUAACAACAUUCUUCACCUUGCAUGUCAGGGAGGAAACAGGUUCAUCAUAAAACAUCUGCUUCCACUGUUUGACAUCAACAGUCGGGGACAGGAUGGAAGAACGGCUGUGAUGUAUGCAGCUGUCAAUGGACUGAGAAGUGUAUUUGACCUGCUUGUCUCAAACAAGGCUGAUGUUUCACUAAAGGAUGACUACAACAACUCUGUAUUUCAUUUAGCAUGUCUAGGUGGAAAUAGUUCAAUUGUGGAACAACUAUUUCCAAAUGUUGACAUCAGCAGUGUGGAUGACAAUGGGAGAACAGCAAUCAUGAAGGCAGCUUAUGCUCGACAGAAGAGUGUUUUUAAUUUUCUGGUCUCAAAGAACUCCGAUCUGAAAGUGAUAGAUGACUAUAGAGACAAUGUGUUACAUUUCGCAUGUAAGGGCGGAGACAAGACUAUUGUUCAGUGCAUUCUUCAAAGGCUUGACAUCAAUACCCGGGGAAGGAAUGGUUGCACACCAGUGAUGAUUGCAGCUCGGUUUGGAAACAGACAUCUUUUCAACUUGCUUGUUUCAAAGGAAGUGGAUCUCACCAUGACUGACGACCACGGUAACGACAUCCUCCACCUUGCAUGUCGGGGAGGCAACAGGUUGAUCAUAGAGCAUCUGCUUCCACUGUUUGACCUCAACAGUCGGGGACAGGAUGGUAGGACGGCUGUGAUGUAUGCAGCUGUCAAUGGACGAAGGAGGGCGUUUGACCCGCUUGUCUCAAAUGGGGCUGAUAUUUCCCUGAAAGAUGACUACAACAAUUCUGUAUUUAAUUUAGCUUGUACAGGUGGAAAUAUGUACAUUGUGGAAUAUUUACUUCCAAAGAAUGAGAUCAACAGUCGGGGUCACGUGGAGAGAACAGCAAUAAUGGAGGUAGCUUUGGCAGGAAAAAGACAUGUCUUUGACUUUCUGGUGUCAAAGGAAGCUGACCUGAAACUGAUAGAUGCCUACACUGAUACUGUUCUACAUUGUGCAUGUCAAGGAGGGAACACAGCCAUUGUAGAAUAUCUUCUGAAGAUAUUGGACAUUAAUGAGAAGGGACAGAAUGGCUUGACACCAGUAAUGCAUGCAGCUAGGGCUGGUCAGAAGGAUGUGUUCAGUCUGCUUGUAUCACAACAAGAUGAGUUAAAUCUGCUUGAUCACACCAGGAACAAUUUACUGCAUCUUGCCUGUCAGGGGGGAAACCGUUUCAUCAUAAAGUACCUCUUGCCACUGUUUGACGUUAAUGGUCCUGGAGAAGACGGGUGGACGCCAAUCAUGAUGGCAGCUGUCAGUGGAAAGAUGGAUGCUUAUGAUCUGCUUGCAUCAAACGGGGGUAUUCCAUCCCUGACUACUCCGCAAAAUGAUAAUGUUCUUCAUGCAGCUUGUCAAGGUGGUAACAAGGCCAUAGUAAGGAAGGUCAUUGACAUCUUUGACAUCAACACCAGGGGAAGGAAUGGUUCCACACCUCUGAUGAGGGCUGUUAUUGGAGGCCACAUUAGUGUGCUGAAGUUCCUGAUGUCUCGUUCAGCUGACCAUACUCUGGUGGACAAUGAUGGGCUCACUCUUCUACAUCUUGCUUGUAAAUAUGGUCACCUCGAUGUUGUGAAACACAUCUCAGACAGGUUUGAUAUAAACACUAAAGACAAGGCCGGUUUAACAUGCAUCAUGACAUCAGUACUGUAUGGUAAAGUUGCAGUAUUUGAGGACCUGCAAAGUAGAAACGCAGAUUUGUCACUAGUUGACAAUGAAGGCGAUGAUGCCUUAAAUCUUGCCCUUAAAGUAGACUGCAAGCAAAUCAUAGAAAAACUGUCAUCAGGUAGAGAGUCAGAGAGGAACGUCACACCAUGGAAUGCCCUUAUGAAGGCAGAAAUGAGAUCAGAUGUGUAUCAUCUGAAUAAAAACCGGAAAGUUUCCCUUAGGCUCUAAUGAGACCACUGCAGAGGAUGUUAUUGACAACUUUGACAUCAACGCGAGAGGAUCGAAUGGCGAGACUCCUCUGGCGAGAGCAGUCCGUUGAGGUCACAUUGCCGUGUACAGAUACUUGGUGUCCUGCAGUGCUGACCGUACUCUCGACGACAAAGACUGACAUAAUUUUUUACAUCUUGCUCGUCAUCACGGACAACUUAUAAUGUUGAAAUAUGUCAUUGAUUAUUUUGAUAUCAACUCAAAGGACAGUAUUGGCGUGACACCUGCAAUGACGGCAGCUCUACACCAGCAAGCUGCAGUACUCAAAUACAAUAAAGGCACAUAUCUGACUUGGGAGACAACACGGGAGACGAUGCCUUUACUCUCGCGCUUAAGUUCGGGAGCAGACAAAUCAUAAAAUAACUAGAAAGAAAACAAGACAAGACAGUGACUCCUAGGAAGGAACUUAUGACGCCCUUCGUAAGAAUGAAAAGUGGCAUCAUGUGUGUACAGGAACACACUCUACACUGAAAACUAUAAAAAAGGUUUAUUGUACAUUAAAUGCUGUAUCAGUAUGGACUGACACACUUAUAUAUACAUAUGUUCAACAGGUUUCCGUCCAGUAGCAAAAUGGAAGGUUGGUUGGGUGUUGUCUAACGCCGCAUUCAGCAAUAUUCCAGCUUUAGGACGAUGGUCUGUAAAUAAACGAGUCAUGACAAGACAAUCCAGUUAUUGACAUCAUGAGCAUCGACCCACGCAAUUGGGAUCGAUGACAUGCAUCAACCAAGUCAGGGAGCCUGACCACCCGAUCCUGUUAAUCAAAUUGGAAAUAUGUGUUAUUGUCAAACAGUAUUUGCGUCUACUGAUGUCUUUAGUAUUACAUUCUGAAGAGCAUACAUUCAAGAGGAGAUUUUAUACAGAUUAUGUUUUGUCAUUUCUAUUUAUGUAGAAAUAUGUGAUAUUCUUGUGGCAAUUCUAUUAACUUUGAACACAUAUAUUACUACUACAAGAGAUUGUGGAGAGACCCUACAUGGUUAGAAAUGUAGAAUCAUGCUAUUUACCUUAAGUGUUUGACAGGCGUUGUGUAGCUCCUAUUGUUAAAACAAUUGGGCAUUAAUGUUGUUCUAUUUUGUAUCAAAAUCAUAGCACACUCCCGCUUUAGGCGAGUAUUUGUUUCUGCAGAACAUAUGUUUCUGUAAACAACUGCAGCACCUCUGGAAAGCCGCAAUGACAAAGGUUGUAUACUUGUAGUAGUGUAAUCCAAUCGACACCAGACAGAAAUUACUUUGUAAAACAACAUUGCCAAGGAUGUGCUUCUUCAAGAUAAACAAUCACUGAUUAAAUGUAGUUUAUUGCUUAAUAUUUAUCAAUGAUUAUUUUAUACAGUAGAUCCUUGUUGUGGCUAUUAGAACCUCACACAUUUUAAAAGACAUUUCCCAAAACCUCAGGCGAUGUCAAUUUCAAUAAUAUUUCUAACAAACAUUUGCUGCUUUCUAAAAUUUACCUUUCAACGAUUGGUGAAACACACAUGAAAACAGAAGGAGGCAACUAUGAAACAAUGUUGUUAAAUAGACAAUAUAUGUAUGCAAGUUGACAAAUAUUCUACAAUAUCCACACGUGAUCACCACUCCUCGAAUAUAUCAUUAUCUUUGACUUGAUUGCUGUAUCAUCAAAUAAAAUAACUCCCGUGCUUUUGCAUAUGCAUAUUUCCACGUAGCAUUACAUAAUUGUAAUAUUCAUACACAAUAUGGCAUAUAGAAGCCGGACAACAUAUGCAAUUUUACAUUAUGUGUGUCUAUAUAAAAAAAAGCUAAAGACAUAGUUGCACAGGAAGCCCUGAUUCUGUAAAUGUCGUCUUUCUAUGAAGGAUAACCUGAAAAUAGUGACAAAAUAGAAAAAAAAGUGUGAACUCAUCAUUAUAUACUUCACGUACGGCCAUCUUCUUGUGUCUAUCAUGAGCAUGCAGUAUUAUCCACGUAUUAUUCCACCAUGACCCGUCAUUUUCCCGUUCACCAGAAAAAACAUUGAUGCGGCACAUUUGGAUAUGUCCUCCACAUGUCCAGCCUAACAUCUUUUAACAGCUUUACAUGGUGCAGCAACUUUUGAGCAAGAGUGGUAUGACGUUCUUUGGUAGAAAAAAACUGAAAAAAGUGAACUGUGGAUACCAAAGACUUGUACUGCUGGACUAUUUCUCGACAUAAAGGGAAGGUUGACUAUUGGAAAUUUGAAAACAUCCCUCUUGUCAUACAAUCUUGUGGAGAGUGUUGUUUGUCUUUCACUCUGAAUCUUUAUGCAUAGGUCUGAAUAUGAAACAGAUGAGGCGGUCUAACUUAUUUCUCGUUCAGGUUUAUAAACCCGUGGGAGGGAAUUGUAAUUCCGAUCAGAAAUUCCAUUUCGUAUUGUUAUAUGGCACUGUGUACUUUAUUGUUUAGUAAUGAUUAUAGAUGUGUUAUGUUGUUUCUGCUGACAUUCAGGGAACGCUCAUUGUAUGGUUUGGGGCAGUCUUCAGGAAUGUGGUACUAGUUAACCUUAGCUGUUUUCAGGAAGUUACUAUAUUUACAUGUAGAUACUCGUGUGGUGUGUAAACUUCCGGCAUACCGUGGACUGGUAUGGACUUGUCUGUGGUCUCGUAAGUGAGUUGGACGAUAUGUAUGAAGACAGUUGCUUGUUUGCGUGUCUGAUACCAAUUUGGUCUCUCACACAAUUGGUCUCUCGCACAUUUGGUUUCGCGCUUGUUCAUCAUUUUAGACUAGUUUUCAUGUGAGGAUCGCUCAUCAUCCCUGAUUCCCUGCCUAGCCCAUCUCUGAAACUUUUGCUUUCACCACUUUAUUUUUGUAUUUGACACUGACCACUGCCUUCAUAUUAUAUGUUGAAAUUGAAUGCAAAACCACCACUCUAUUGUUUACUGCCAUUGUAAUUGCUGUACAUCAAAUGUAUUGAUUUGUGAAUUUAAUGAAUUAUGUAAUACAUUUGUUGAAUGUG
Haliotis rufescens (red abalone) is the source of this 8300-nucleotide messenger RNA. Its product is annotated as serine/threonine-protein phosphatase 6 regulatory ankyrin repeat subunit A-like. Lineage: Eukaryota; Metazoa; Mollusca; Gastropoda; Lepetellida; Haliotidae. The record is from RefSeq and is a predicted model, not a curated record. The transcript has 9 exons. Gene Ontology annotation, molecular function: protein binding. Bases 216 to 5339 code for a protein of 1707 amino acids.